This is a messenger RNA of Pseudopodoces humilis (Tibetan ground-tit), 4204 nucleotides long. It is a transcript of the gene PDE1C, whose product is annotated as phosphodiesterase 1C. Lineage: Eukaryota; Metazoa; Chordata; Aves; Passeriformes; Paridae. Gene Ontology annotation, molecular function: 3',5'-cyclic-nucleotide phosphodiesterase activity. Gene Ontology annotation, biological process: signal transduction. The record is from RefSeq and is a predicted model, not a curated record.
CUGCAAUGAAGUAGAUAGCUGUUUGCCAGAACCUGUUCUCCCUCAUGUGUUUGUGGAUGUAUGUGCACCUGGGAGAGAGGGAAGCAAAGAGGGAAGCACAGAGUGAAACAGUUCUUGGGCUAUGUUGACAGAUGAAUUCUUCCUCAGUUGUCAGAUUUCAAGCCUGUCAGCAGUGCUGCUGCUAUGGAGUCACCGACUAAGGAGAUUGAAGAAUUUGAGAACAACUCUCUGAAAUACCUACAGCCAGAGCAAAUAGAGAAAAUCUGGCUCCGUCUCCGAGGCUUGAGAAAAUAUAAGAAAACAUCACAGAGAUUGCGGUCUUUGGUAAAUCAGUUAGAGAGAGGGGAAGCUUCAGUUGUAGAUCUAAAGAAGAAUUUGGAAUAUGCGGCGACUGUUCUUGAGUCAGUAUACAUUUGUGAAACCAGACGUUUACUGGACACAGAAGAUGAACUCAGUGAUAUCCAGUCUGACUCUGUGCCCUCAGAGGUCCGCGACUGGUUGGCUUCCACCUUCACACGGCAAAUGGGGAUGAUGCUCAAAAGGACUGAGGAAAAACCCCGGUUCAGGAGUAUUGUCCAUGCAGUGCAAGCUGGGAUAUUUGUGGAAAGAAUGUACAGGCGUACUUCAAAUAUGGUCGGCUUGAGCUACCCACCAGCUGUAAUUGGAGUGCUAAAGAAUGUAGACAACUGGUCCUUUGAUGUAUUUGCACUAAAUGAUGCCAGUGGGGAUCAUGCACUGAAAUUCAUUUUCUAUGAACUUCUCACACGCUAUGAUCUGAUAAACCGUUUCAAGAUUCCCAUUUCUGCCUUGGUGUCUUUUGUGGAAGCUCUGGAGGUUGGCUACAGUAAACACAAAAAUCCUUAUCACAAUCUAAUGCAUGCUGCAGAUGUCACACAGACAGUCCAUUACCUCCUUUUCAAGACAGGAACAGUGCACUGGCUGACAGAGCUGGAGAUCUUCGCUAUGAUUUUCGCAGCUGCCAUACAUGACUAUGAACACACUGGAACCACCAACAAUUUUCACAUCCAGACACGGUCAGACUCAGCCAUUCUGUACAAUGACCGGUCUGUGCUUGAAAAUCACCAUGUUAGUGCGGCAUAUCGUCUUUUGCAAGAUGAUGAAGAGAUGAAUAUUUUAUCUAAUCUCUCAAAGGAUGAUUGGAGGGAGUUUAGAGCUCUAGUCAUUGAGAUGGUGUUGGCUACCGACAUGUCCUGUCACUUCCAGCAAAUCAAAGCUAUGAAGAAUGCUUUGCAGCAACCAGAAGGAAUUGACAAGCCGAAAGCCUUAUCACUGUUAUUACAUACAGCAGAUAUCAGCCAUCCAGCCAAAGCCUGGGAUCUCCAUCAUCGCUGGACCAUGUGUCUGCUAGAGGAGUUCUUCAGACAGGGUGACAAAGAAGCAGAACUAGGGCUGCCCUUCUCUCCUCUGUGUGAUCGGAAAUCUACUAUGGUUGCUCAGUCUCAAAUAGGUUUCAUUGAUUACAUUGUGGAACCCACCUUUACUGUGCUGACUGACAUGACAGAGAAAAUUGUGACUCCGCUAAUUGAUGAAGCUUCCCACUCUGGCAUGUCUGGAUUUAGGAGUUCCAGUUUGAAUAGCAUUAGUCCCUCUGGAGUUAAAAGAUCAAGUGUCAAUGUCACUGGGUCCGAAGGAAGUGCCUCACCCAACUGCUCAGUACUCACUGUGGACUUCAAAUGUUUUAAAGCCACCUGGACUGAGGUGGUGCAGCAGAACAGGGAGAAAUGGAAAGCACAAGCCACCAAAGAAGAAAAAGCUAAGAAAGAAUCAGAGGAAAAUGCUGGUCAGGGAACAGAUGAAAAGGAAAGAGAUGAACAGGAUGGGAAGCCAGGUGAAGAUGUCACAGAAGCAAAGACAAAAAAGAGCAAAGAACCAAAUCCCGGGGAAAGCAAAAGUGCAGAUUCCAGUAAGAAUCCUGUAAAUGGCACCUGGCAAAGUGGUAUGAGCACACAUGAAGCCUAUAAAGAGAAAAAUGCACCUAGGACAGAUAAGAAAAUGUAUCCUCAUCAUACUGUGGAAGAAGAGAAACAGCAUGUCCAGAAUGGUGAAUUAAAGGAAGACAAUAAAUUGGACAGAAAAGAUAAGUUUAGUGUGGGGGAUGAAUCAAAGAAAGCAGAUGAUACGGAAGAGUAAAAAUACAUUAAAAAAAGAGACUGCAAAUCUCUUUCAUCAUUUUUUCUGACCUUCUUCAUUCCUGUUCUCCUACUCCUGCAAAGACCAGUUUCUGGGAAAGGCAUUAAACGACUUUUGAAACACUUCUCUCACUGGCUACUUCACAGCUGAUGACUCUGGGUUCAAGGGUGGGGGGUCUUGUUUUUUUGGUUAAUUUUGUUUGUUUGUUUGUUCUUGUAUGUAUGUUUUUUAUUGUUGUUUUUUCUGGAAGUUAUUUUGUUAGAAGGUCAAAUUGUGAUUUCAUGAUGUAAACAGUUCCAUUUUUCUGGACAGGUCAAGCAAAUUCUUCAGAUGCUGUUUUUGCCCUUUGCUGUGCCUCAGCUUGUGAAACCAACACUAGGAUGAUACAAAAGAAUAUAAAAAAAACCCAACUAAACCAAAAAUUCCUUGAUAAUAAUUCACUUUUUCUUUUCACUGAAAGCCUUUUCCAAUUGCUAGUAGACAGAAUUUGAUAUCAGUUUUACCCCUGUAGAAGAUUUUAUUAAUAAGAACAGUGAAUUUGUAGAGCCAUUUGACCAUUUCUUGGGAUUUGAUAUCUUUCACAGGUAAUGAUAUGAUAAAUGAUAAUAAAUGAUAAAAAAUGAUAAUCAAUGAUAAAAAAUUAUAUCAAUGAUAAAAAAAAUUUUCUUUCUAAACAGCAGUCAGACUCCCUCAACCCUUGAUUUUGUUCUUUUUGCAGUUAGGAAAGGAAUAACCAAUGAAAGCAAUAUUCUCUUGGGGAAAAUUUUGUUGUCAGACUCUGAACAUGUAUUAAUGUAUGGUGUGAUGUGCCUGCAUAACUUGAUAUUGCAGAAAAUUAUCUGUUUCCCACAUUUUUUCAUGGCCCACUAGUAAUAGCUGUUUGUCCAACCUGAAGAUCUAGGAGAGGAGCAUCAGGGAAUCACAUGGACCAAUUUUUACUUUCAUCUCAGUUUGCUUUGUCAUCAUUGACUGAAUGGACAGUCCAAUGAAAAGGAAAAGCAUUGUUGUAUAAGGAUGGACAGAAAAAAAACCAAAAUAAGAAUGUAUGAGGAACAUCAAGCACAUUUGUUUUUCUGGCUUGGGAUCUUAAUUGGAAUUCAUCUAAUUACAAGCAAUUUUACAUGUUUAUAUGGAAGUCAAGACAUGUACAUACAUAUACAUACAACUUUUUUUGCUGAACAGCUUGCUGUUCAGGAUAAGAUCUUGCUGUAUUAUUCAUAUAUGUAUUUUUAAAGGAAUCAAACUCCUGUCAUGAAUCUUUUCUAUUUUUUCACAUGCAAAACAGUGGCUUAGGAAGAUAGUAAAUCUUUAGUAUUUCCUUUUCAUGUUCAAAAGCCCAGAACUUUGCAACCAGAAUUUGAGUCUCUGUUUCUUCUUAAGCACUACAUAUCUAGGGAGAAACAUCCUGUGACACUAUCUAAAAUUACAGCAGUAAGGUCAGAUUAAAUCCAUUUUAAAAGUGGACACAUUUUUGCUUAAGAGUGUUUAGUAUCUGGGAUUUUCAUUACUGAGGCUAGAGAUAUUUUAAGGGUUAUUUUUUGUACUCCAGUUCGAAUUUUUUCAAAGACAGAAAUUUAAAUUAUGUUCAUGCUGUGAAAACGUUGCACUUCAAUCAUGUGUUUUCAGAAAGAAGAACAAAAAUAAUUAUUGAAGUUUUUAGAACUCUCAAUUGGCUUCACUGAACCAGCUCAUUUAAAUGAAAUAUAAGGGGACAUAGUGUUCCCAUUUGUGAGUUUGUGGUUCAAUAGUAGCUCUGGUGUAAAUUUCUGAGGAAAGUGAAGAGCUGGGAGGACAGUGGCCCCACCAUCAACUCUGAGUGCAUUCCAUGUUGGGACAGGCUGUGUCACCUCUUAGCGGUUUUUGAUUCCUGUUUCCCCUCCUCCAUAAGCAUUCAGCCCCAAUGAGACUAGCAGAAUAUGAAUUCCAGCCCUGAGCAGGUUCUUUGAAGGUGCACUCAUGAAAUAAUAAUGCUGAACUAAAUACUACAGUGGUGGCAGUCUGUGCUUUGUUCUUCAUGGAAUCAGGGAAAAUACACUCUUACCAGUGUUUGGUC